Messenger RNA from Fopius arisanus, 4385 nucleotides. It is a transcript of the gene trc, whose product is annotated as Serine/threonine-protein kinase tricornered. NCBI's taxonomy places the organism in Eukaryota, Metazoa, Arthropoda, Insecta, Hymenoptera, Braconidae. The record is from RefSeq and is a predicted model, not a curated record. The transcript is spliced from 12 exons. Gene Ontology annotation, biological process: peptidyl-serine phosphorylation; intracellular signal transduction. The coding region runs from base 94 to 2928 and encodes 944 amino acids. Gene Ontology annotation, molecular function: protein serine/threonine kinase activity; ATP binding.
AAUAUUAAGCAAAGUAAUUUAAAUCAUAAUUUAAAGAAGAAAACUGAAAAAAGCGAUGAAGAGAAAGCCUUACCAGUCGGAGCGUAUCAAGUCAUGAUGAUAAAACCUUCGAAAGGAAAGGGAAAACCCUCAAAAUUUAAUAAAGGACAUAUGAUAAAGCCAGCACCAUCUGCGGAAAUUGAAUCACAAAUAUUGCUAACAGGAGACGAGUUGAAACAGCCUACAUUAUUUCUAGCCGAUUCGGGGGCAAAAACAUCACUCAUAAGAAAAGAUGAAAUUAAUUCAGGAAUUAAAAUAACACCUGGCUAUCGAGUUCUAAGAGGAAUAUCCAAUCAGGAUGUACCAACCUUGGGAGAAGUAAUUAUUUACUUGAAGAUUGGGCGAAAACCCCUGGGACACACGUUUCAGGUUGUGCCUGAAACUUUCCCGUGCAUUGGGGGAAUUCUAGGCGAAGAUUUCUUAUCUUCAUCCAGUUUAAAAGUAGAAACAAUCCAUGGAAAGGCUUUGGUCAUUAACGGAAAUCCUUUUGACUUCUACCAUGAUAAGGAGCCUAUAAAAAUCAAGGCUAGAAGUGAGGUAUUGCUUCAAGUCAAUACACACAGUGAGAAAACCGGUAUAUUUCAGAAAAAACAGCUAACAGAAGGUGUUUUUAUGGGAGAAUGUUUGACAGAGGAGGUAGAUGGUAAAGCACUUGUUUGCAUUAUUAACACUAAUGGAAGAGAUGUUUUUAUAGAUCCGCCAACAGUGAAAUUGGAACAAUUAUUAACAGAAAAAAUAAUUAUGAAGCUGGAGAAGUCGGGAAAACAGGAUCGUAUUAAAUUGCUGCAAGAGAAUUCGAGAAUUGAUCAUCUAAAUAAAGAAGAGAAAAAUUCUCGUUUGGAGAUUUUAGAAGAAUACAACUCAAUCGUGCAGUUACCGGGAGAUUCUCCAGGAGUUACAGAUCACCUAGAACAUGAGGUCCCGUUAAAACAAGGCACAGCGCCAAUAAGCGUCAGAACUCAUCGGUUACCAGAAUCACAGACAGAAGGAGUUGGUCGUAAGGUCAAAGAAAUGCUGCAAAAUGGAGUUGUACGUCCAAGUAAAAUAGAGCAUAACGAAACGCGUGAAGAUACAGAACUUAAGACGAUAGAAAUUCGGAAGAAUGGUGAAGCUGAUGAUGAUGAAGCUUUCAAGAGUAAGGAAGGAGUUGAAAAUGGGGCAGGUGAUGACAACGCAGAAGCUGGUGAGGAAAGGGGACAUCGUGAGCAAGCAGGUCCUUCUAGAAAAUCUAUCCAGACUGAGGAUGCUGAUAGACUUCAAGUCAACAUCAAUGCAGAUAUGGUGGAACUUGUGGAGGGACGUGAUGUCUACAUCAAUGCACAUCGCUUGAGAGCAAUUUUGCACGAAGUACAAAAAAAUGACUCCGCACUGACUCGCAAGUUAAUAACUGAGCUCGUGGGCAUGGACAAAUUACGAACAAUGAGAGUCACUGGCAGAGCUGGCUGGCCCAGAGUCCCCCAAGAAAUUCUGAGAGCGAUUGAAGGGAUGCUGGAAAUGGCCGCUACCGAAAGUACAAUCAGAUUCAGUGGACAUACGCUGGACAAAGCCACAAAGGCCAAGGUGACCCUUGAGAAUUACUACAGUAAUUUAAUUGUGCAGCAUAUCGAGCGAAAGCAAAGGUUAGCUAAGCUGGAGGAAUCACUGAAAGACGAGGGUCUGUCUGAACAGCAGAAGCAGGAAAAAAGACUACAACAUGCUCAGAAAGAAACGGAGUUUCUGCGCUUGAAACGUUCCAGACUAGGUGUUGAAGAUUUCGAACCACUCAAGGUCAUAGGUCGUGGUGCUUUCGGCGAGGUGAGGCUGGUACAAAAGAAAGAUACAGGCCAUGUAUACGCAAUGAAAAUAUUACGAAAGGCGGAUAUGCUUGAAAAGGAACAAGUGGCUCAUGUGAGAGCAGAGAGAGACAUACUAGUGGAGGCAGAUCACCAGUGGGUUGUGAAAAUGUACUACAGCUUCCAAGAUCCCAUAAAUCUCUAUCUCAUCAUGGAAUUUUUGCCUGGGGGGGACAUGAUGACACUCCUCAUGAAGAAGGAUACGCUUUCUGAAGAAUGCACCCAAUUUUAUAUAUCUGAGACAGCAUUGGCGAUAGACUCAAUACAUAAACUAGGUUUUAUACAUAGAGAUAUUAAACCGGACAACUUGUUGCUGGAUGCACGAGGUCAUAUAAAGCUGUCUGAUUUCGGCCUAUGUACUGGCCUCAAAAAGUCACACAGAACCGAUUUUUAUAGAGAUCUCAGUCAAGCUAAGCCAUCGGACUUCAUGACGUCCUGUGGUACCGGAAGUGGAAGUGCAAUGGAUAGUAAACGAAGAGCAGAGAGCUGGAAAAGAAAUCGACGGGCUCUAGCAUACAGUACAGUGGGUACACCCGAUUACAUAGCACCUGAAGUCUUCCUGCAAACCGGUUAUGGACCAGCCUGCGACUGUUGGUCUCUGGGUGUCAUUAUGUAUGAGAUGUUAAUAGGUUAUCCUCCAUUUUGUAGUGAGAAUCCCCAAGAAACGUACAGAAAGGUAAUGAAUUGGAGAGAAACUCUGAUAUUUCCUCCGGAAGUACCGAUAAGUGAGGAGGCCAAAGAUACAAUUAUUAAAUUCUGCUGUGAAGCGGACAGGAGACUAGGAUCUCAAAGAGGCAUCGAGGAACUAAAACUGGCGCCGUUCUUCCGCGGGGUUGAUUGGGAACAUAUAAGAGAAAGACCAGCUGCUAUUGCUGUGGAAGUCAGAUCGAUCGAUGAUACGUCCAACUUUGAUGAUUUCCCGGACGUUAAACUCGAAAUACCUUCAGCCCCACUACCCCAAGAUGGAGAAGUAAUUUACAAGGACUGGGUGUUCAUAAACUACACUUUCAAGCGUUUCGAGGGAUUAACACAACGAGGCACACCAACGAAAAAAUAGCAAUGCGAUCAUUCCUGUUCGACAUUGAAUCGUGAAAGUGAUAUUAUAGCUCUGCCCGUUCAGGUGCACCACCAAACAUUGACUUUCGUGGCCAGGAGUCUGCCCAAGAUUGAAUAAAUGAGAGAAAAAAAUCGAUUAUGUAUUGUUCUUGUUUUUACAACAGAAGAAAGAUACACAUUCUUGCAAAUAGGAUAGGAAUCAAUAAAGCGCCUGAAUUCAAAAAGGUCAAUGAUAAUCUAGUUGUUGUGUCACUGAAGGAUUUACAACAAAUUUUCCAGCUCUCUGUCUCUCUUUCUGCUUUUCUCUCUUGCAUUCUCAGACUUCAUCCUCCUCCCGCCCCCUUUUUUCCUCUCUCUUAUAAUAGUGUUUCAUUGAAAUGAAGAAACAAUUUAGUGAAGAAUUGGAGCAUGAAUUAAUAAUUAUUAUCAAAGAUGCGUGCUGUGAUAGAACGAUUUUUUUUGUUAUUCAAAGUGGCAGGAAAUUUUACAGAUCCAAAAUGUUUGCGAUUUGAAUCGACGAAGUUAUUCUCUAAGGUGAUUCGGAUUAUAGUAAGGCUCUUACGCAGAUGUUUAUCAGCAGGCCGUGAAAUCACUCUUUGUGUAUGAUAUGAUAAAAUAGUUCACUUUUUCGCACGUUUUUGACGGCCUAGAAUAUUUCGUACGUCAUGCGUAAAAUUUAUAAGUCGUAGGGGAAUACUUAAUGUGAAUAUAUAUGUCACCCUUAAAUUUUCAAUAUUCUCCGCACAAAUGGAAAGCCUUGUUCCCUACCAAACACGACAAAGUUAAGUCUGGUAAAUAUUGUAAAAUGGACCAUUUCGGUAUGGUUUUAUCUGUGGGAAACAUUAGUUGUGGCGGCUUCCAUGUGUAUUAGUUAUGCAUGGAAAAUUCUACCAAAAAGUGAUUUUUUUGCCAGAAUUGACAAAAAACAGUAUGUGUUACACGCGCGUGCGGAAAUGUCUGACGUUAUGUACUAAUAAUACAAUGUAUUACUUCGUCAGAAGGUGUGGAAAGUUUUUUCGACCUAGUAACGAAUCUAAUUUUUUUUUAUGCUUUCAAUAGAAUGGCGUUUAACACGCAUGGAGUAUCCUGAAAAUGUCAUUUUGUAGACGGUAAAAAGGAAAUAAUAAAUCAUGACGAUGUCCGUUAUUCAACAGUUCCUGAAUUUUGAUGAAAAGGUGAUAGAAUAAUGACAUAUUUUAUAGAAAAUGGCUUCAAAAUAAAUUUGUUUACAAUACCUGUAAUUCCCCUGGAUAUGCACGCCAUCCACUUGUAAUUCGACAGUUACAGAACUGGCUGCACCAGCGACAAUUACCUUAAAUAAUUAUUACACCUUCGUGCAACCGGUCCAUAAUUUUCAAAAAUAAAUUACUGGGAAUAAUCAAUGAUUUCAUGAUUCAUGCAUUCGUGACAUUAAAAAUAAGUCUCUUAUGGGAAACAAAUGAAUAAAAAUUAUGUGGA